UACGACAACCUAUAAUUGUAUCUAUUUUCUCAAUUACAGGUAUUCGAAAUAUCGGAAUCACAAUUAGACAGUUGAAUUUGGUAUAGGUUAAGGUUUCACGGACUUUACAUUUACUUUACAAAGUCUCUGGCGCUAUUUUAAAUAUUUCUUUAAUUACAUAUAAUUGGUCAUAACCAACAACAAUGUAUAGCACGAGACGCUGGACGUGAAAUGUUACGUCAUCGUCUACAUUGUUUUAUUUGGCUUGAUCAGACAAAGCUGAGUUUAUACAUUUUCUACUCUGGACGUAAUGCAUCUUUAUUCAUAUCAGACGUAUUGGCAUAAGAUCAAUCUAUAUUUAACUCUGUCUCUGAUUGGCAAGUAUAAUCGGAAAAUACGUAUAAUCUUUGGCACAAGCUUCCUAAUAAACUGUAAGGAAAGACAGUAACGAUUUUCAUACAGUUCGGACACGACUUCAUUUGAAUAACACAUUAGUAUAACGUUGGUGUCUCAUUAAAACUUGAUAAUCUUAUAAUGGCUCCAGUUAAUAUUCCAAAUUUGAACAAAUGGAAUCGUCCCCCAACUUCCAUUUAUGAAAACAACUACGGCUAUGGGAUAAACUAUUAUCAGCCAAUGAUAGACUACAUUGCAGCUAAAGAACAAGGAGUAGCUGCUAAGCCCCCAACUCUGCCUUGGAACAAUGAAAGAGGUUUGGAAAAAUACAGAUACGAUGGUCCCAUCAAAACCUACUCCGAAGCAGAUCUUUCAAGAAUUUCAAAGGAGGUUGCUGAGAAGGCGAAAAAAGAUCUUAAUAAUUUUAAUGUAACUAAAAGAUCGCCUUUUUCAGUAAUAGCAACUGCAGCUGCAACGAAUGUAUCUAAACACGUAGCUACUGAAAGUGUUGUCGUUAAAACCAAAAAGAAGAGAACUAAAUUAGAAAGACAAAACACAUACGUUACGGAUAAUGCUUUGCUUGAUAAGUCGUUCAGUGAAAGUGCAGUUGGGGCGAAAGUUAAAGGACAAUCAAAAGUUUAUAAGGGGAAAUCUGCUAAAGCUAUUGCUCAAACAUUGCUUAGUGAGGGUUUAAAUAAUGUUUCCGAAGUUCGACUGAAGAAUUUUAAUUUACGUUCAAAUUUUACCGAUAAUAAUGAUUAUACAAUACGAUCUAGACGAGUAGAAAAUGGCGAUUAUGAAGCCGAAUUGUCUCAAAUUACUAAAGCAAUCCAACUUGCCAAAAACCCACCGAAAGUGUGCGUCGUUAGAAUUGAGACGGAUAUACCGUCAAUAGAUGAAUCAUACCGUCAAAGACUAAUAGAGUUAAAGGAAACUAUAAAUCAAUUCGAAAAUAUUAACACAAGUUUUGUAAUGGACCGGAGGUAUAGGAUACUGAAAUGAUUGUUGAAUUUGUGGUAUCUUUUAGCUUUAAAUAAUUAGUAAUACGAUUGAUAAAUUGAUGUU
Molecule: messenger RNA, 1437 nt
Organism: Papilio xuthus (Asian swallowtail)
Lineage: Eukaryota; Metazoa; Arthropoda; Insecta; Lepidoptera; Papilionidae
Product: paramyosin, short form-like
Exons: 1
Coding region: 514-1374 (286 amino acids)
Source: RefSeq, a predicted model, not a curated record